Molecule: messenger RNA, 1464 nt
Organism: Microcebus murinus (gray mouse lemur)
Lineage: Eukaryota; Metazoa; Chordata; Mammalia; Primates; Cheirogaleidae
Source: RefSeq, a predicted model, not a curated record
AAUAGAUGCCUCAGGGAUAAUGAAUAUGGUUUGAUAGGAGAAUUCCAGAGGUGGUUGGAGAAGCAUGGCAAACAGGGACAUUCAAAAGGAAUAGUCACACAAAAGAAAACUCAUGGGAAAGACAAUAAGGGUAAGGAAAUUGACCCAAAAAGGAGACCCCCUAGAAGUAAUUUAGACACUUCAGACAUAAUUAAACAUCUGAGAGCCUUCUUGAAGAAGAAGUCCCAGAGGUAUCAUGAAAGCAAGAAACCCUUCAGUUUUCAUUCAGACCUUAUUCCGAACCACAAAGAGAAAAGUCAUGGAAAAUGUAAUGAAGGUGAGAAAGUCAUCAGUCACUCUUCAUUUCUAACUGAACAUCAAAAACGUCAGAAGAUUCUUUUGGCAGAUAGGUCUAAGAAGUGCAGUCUGUGUGGUAUGCUCUUCAUUCCAAGGUCAUCUAUUUCUAAGAGAAAAAUCUGUAUAUGUGAAAAAUGUUGGAAAGAGUCAUGUCAGCCUGCAGCCUUAAAUAAAGAUGAGGGAACUGAGACUGGAGAAAAAACCCAUGAGUGCAGUAAAUGUGGAAAAGCUUUUGGCUAUAGUGCCUCACUCACCAAACAUCAGAGAAUUCACACUGGAGAGAAACCCUACAUAUGUAAUGAAUAUGGAACAGCUCUUAGUGAUAGUUCAUCACUCACACCACCUAAUGGAACUCAUAGGAGAGAUAAACAUUCCAAAUGUGAUGAUUGUGGAAAAGGUUUCACCCUUAGUGCCCACCUCAUUAAACAUCAGAGAAUUCAUACUGGAGAAAAACCUUACAGAUAUAAAGACUGUGGGAGACCCUUCAGUGACAGUUCAUCUCUUAUUCAACAUCAGUGAGUUCAUACUGGGGAAAAACCCUAUGCAUGUAAUGAUUGUGGAAAAUGCUUCAGUCAUAGCUCAUCUCUUUCUAAACAUCAGAGAAUUCAUACUGGAGAGAAACCCUAUAAAUGUGGUGAAUGUGGAAAAGCCUUUAGACAGAAUGCAUGCCUUACCCGGCAUCAGAGAAUUCAUACUGGAGAGAAACCAUAUUUCUGUCAUGAUUGCGGGAUGACUUUUAGCCAUUUUACAUCUGUCAUUUAUCAUCAGAGACUUCAUUCAGGAGAAAAACCCUACAAAUGCAACCAGUGUGAGAAAGCCUUCCCUACCUAUUCUCUCCUUAGUCGUCAUCAUAGAAUUCAUACUGGUGUAGAGCCUUAUAAAUGUAAAGAAUGUGGAAAAUCCUUCAGUCAGAGUUCAUCUCUUAAUGAGCAUCACUGAAUUCAUACUGGAGAGAAGCCCUAUGAAUGUAACUAUUGUGGAGCCACCUUUAGUUGAAGCUCAAUCCUUGUGGAACACAUAACAAUUCAUACUGGAAGGAGAGACUAUGAAUGUAAUGAAUGUGAGAAGACAUUUAAAAGUAAUUCAGGCCGUGAGCCACCGCGCCCGGCCGAAAAUACAUUUUUUUGA